Messenger RNA from Dermacentor silvarum, 1763 nucleotides. RefSeq names its product G kinase-anchoring protein 1. Gene Ontology annotation, biological process: signal transduction. Bases 425 to 1429 code for a protein of 334 amino acids. The transcript is spliced from 10 exons. NCBI's taxonomy places the organism in Eukaryota, Metazoa, Arthropoda, Arachnida, Ixodida, Ixodidae. The record is from RefSeq and is a predicted model, not a curated record. Gene Ontology annotation, cellular component: Golgi apparatus.
GUCUUCCUUGUCAUAUGUUGUAAAGCCACUGCGAGCGUGAGCAACGUUUGAAGCUUUUGAAGGAUGAUGGAGUAACAGGGAGCGUUUUCUCCGAUUCGCAAACUAUAAACCUCUUGUUUUGUGGCUUCCUUUCCUACCGACAUUCUGUAGUGUAAUUUAUUGGGUCAGUUAGCCGGCACGUGUUCCCACCGUCUGCACGACGACGACGACGAAAACAAAGUUACGUUUUCUGAACGCGUGGUUCAGGCGUUGGUCAAAGGAGGUUCUCUGCACAGUGUCCCCAGAAGCCUGUGGUCUUGUUGCUUAGUCAUCUGCACAACUCUUGAUUGACGUGCGUCGUUCUGCAUUUUGCGCCAUUGAGCUGUUCAUUUCUACUUGUCGUAACCAACUCGGUACUUCUUAAGUGCAGCCGAAUUGUGGCGAAAUGGCCGCUAUCCUGCCUUCACGUUUUGCUGUUCUGAAAGUUGAAGGCGAUGAUCCAGAUGAUUCUAAGGCCACAAAGAAACCGCAGCCCGCCAAGAGUGGUUCAGUUGGGGAUCGCAACUCCGUAACGACCAAGCCGAAACCCAAGAAGAAGAAGAAGCCGGCGGAAAACCAGCAGGCCAAGGCGAAACUAGCCGCUCCGCAGGCAGGCAAACCACAGGAACGUGGUGACGACUGGGAGUCUUGGAAAAGGAGAGAUGAUCAGUUUGUCUCCGACGUCUAUGAACAAGAUCUCCAGCAAGCGCUGCUUCUGAGUCGGUUGGAUUAUGAAGAGAAGAAAGAGUUUUACGAAGCCCACCAGAAAGAAGCUACCGUGGCAAACCUGGCAGCUCCAGGCAGCCGUGGCAAUGCCAACAAGAACAAGAAGAAGAGCCCAGCUGCAAAGAAGGACAAGAAGACAACAACCAUGACUCUAGAAGAGUUCAACCAGCUGGGCGGAGGUUCAUCAUCUUCUGACCUGGUUGAACCAGAGAGUCGAGAGGCACCUGACACAAGAAACAGUGAGAAGAGGCCAUUGACACCACCAAAGGAGGCCAUCUUUGAACAGGUAGCAAGGGAUGCCAAAAAUAUUCUGUCACGAGAGCAAAGGAUGGAAGAACUCAGGAGCAAGCAGCCUUUCUUAGCAGAGCAAGCCAGAACGUUGCAGUUCCAGGACGAACUGGAGAAAAAGGACCUGCAGAUAGCUGCGCUUAAGAAGCAUAUUGAAGCCCUGGCUGCCGAGCUGAAGGUGGUGAAGCUUCGCAACAAGCAGCUGUGCAACAUCUUGGCCCAAGGCGAAAUGCAAGACAAGGCAGAGAUCCUGCGGGACUUCGAGGAAGUGACACAGGUCAAGGACGAACUGACUCAACAGGUUACCGAACUACAUGCUGCACUGGAACAAGAACGGUCAAAAGUGCGCUUGCUGCAGCAGGAUCUCAAGAAGGGUGGAAAGAAAGAACCACGGUAACAUUUGGUCCGGCCCCGUGUUUUUCCCUGUCUGCCUGCGAAGUGCAAGGACUGCACUGUAAAUGCAAGCACAAGACACUUGGCUAACGGGGCUUUGUCUGCUGAGAAACAUUGCAACUACUGCCAUUGCACAUCUGGCUGGCAUCUAGCAGGCUGGCUAGCUUCCUCUUAUGUACAUACAACAGGCAGGCCCGCGUGUUGCUUUUUUUUUUUUUUUUACAAGGACGUGUGAUGUGUUUGUCCGUUACUUCAGGGAACAAAUGAAGUGGCUGCACCAGUUAAUUUAAUUUGGAGAUGAUGUAGAACAUUGUUGAUUAAAGUCACAUUCUCUGUUA